AUGAAGACCUCUGUAGUGUUUUCAGCGCUCCUAGGAGUUGUUACGGCACAGACAAACUCGGCGGCUAGCGAAACUCCAAUACCAUCACUCAAUCUGGAGCCAACACCAGCACCGACACCAACAGCAGACGAUACCGACAUCAAACCCAGCACUAUUGCUGCAGUAUCAGGACCGAUAAAAACCAGCGAAGCAUGUGGAAAUAUCGCUGCCUACGUCGUGGAUUCAACAGACAAGUACCCAGCCGUGGAGGCCGAACUCGCAUACGCAUGCUUAAAGUCUCUACCAUUCAACUCGGAAGAUGCAUCAACUACCCUUGAUGAAAUCAAGAAGAUGGUUCAAUUCCAAUCCACGCUGAGCUAUCUCAAGGACCCGCCCAAGGGAUGGCCAAACGAACCUGUGGACAUCAUGGCCGGUCUGGAAGAUAUCAGGGUGAAGGUCGAGAGCCCAACGUACACAAACGAGUAUGACUUUGAAGCAGACAUUGCGGCCUUGCUUGUCAAAGCGCAUGAUGGGCAUCUGGCUUGGAAUGGCAUGGUAUAUGCAGCAGCUUUCUUGUGGCGAAGAAGCAGUGAUUUUGCGUUGAUUUCCGCAUCCAAAGACGGCAGCGAGAUACCUCGGAUCUGGGCGAUGCAAGACUUCAACGGCACUACUUCUUACGAGCCCUCGCCUGUUACCAAGGUUGAUGGAAGAGAUGUUGUUGAGUUCCUGAAUGAGGAGGCCAAGUUGAGCGCAUACCACGACCCAGAUACCCGCUUUAAUGCCAUGUUCUUCAUGCAGCCAGCAGAGAACUUUGGAUACUUUACUAGUCCAAGAUUCUAUCCUGGCGCGAAUACAAACGUCACAUAUGAGAACGGGACGACCAAUACGUACAGGAACGGCGCCAUUGUUUUGCGGCCAGAUAUCUGGAGUAGCAUUAACAGUCCUGAGACUUUCUACGAGACAUACGUCCUUGCCAAUUCCAGUACCACCAGCUCCCUUGGAGUGAAGAGGAGGGAUGUCAAUGCUCCACCACUCAACCUCGAAAACCCGCGCGAUUAUGAGCUCCACGGCGCACUUGGACAUGAUUAUGGUGCCGUACCGGUCUUAUAUCCCGACCCCGUUGUUGCACAUUCAGCAGACAAGGUACCUUUGGCCGGCUACUUCAUCGACACAAGCGUUGGCAAGAUUGGCGUGCUAGUCAUCCAAACAUUCCUCACAGAAGACGUAUCCGCUGCCCGAGAGUUCCAGCGCGUAAUCCAAGAAUACAUAUCCCAAGCCCAAGCUCGCGGCGUAGAAAAACACAUCAUCGAUGUCCGCACCAACGGCGGCGGGAAAAUCUUAUCGGGCUACGACGCCUACCGCCAAUUCUUCCCCUCCCAAGUCCCGCAAACACAAUCCCGCUACCGCGGCCACCGCGCCAGCGAAAUCUUCGGCGAAAACAUAUCCAGCUUUGAAACCCUCAGCCUAACCAACGGCAUCCUCUUCACCAGCGUCUUCAGCAACGACGCCUACCUCUCCGCCUCGCUCGAACCCUUCAAGGACUGGAAAGCAAUGUACCCACCCAAACGCUUCAAAAACGACAACUUCACCUCGCUCCUGAAAUUCAACCUCUCAGACCCCUUAAUCACGAGCGACCCUCAACUAGGCGUCGGCAUCACAAUCACAGGCUACAACGAGCGCAGCAACUUUACCCAGGAUCCGUUCCGCGCUGAAGAUAUCAUUCUGCUCACCGACGGCAUCUGCGCUUCCACAUGCUCCAUCUUCACGGAACUCAUGACGCAGCAAUCAAACGUCCGCACACUCGCCGUAGGUGGCCGCCCCCAACUCGGCCCCAUGGUCGCAGUCGGCGGAACAAAGGGAACACUAGUCCUCCAGGACCUCUACAUGCACGCCUUAUCCACCUACAUAACCCUCGCUUUCGCCGACUCGGUCGGUCAGGCCUUGACCUGGCGAGACGUACUCCCUUUCCCCGCACCCAUUGCGUCGCUGGAAGCGAGCGUGAACUUCCAGGAUAACAUCCGCAAGGGCAUGGAGGGCGCGGGUGUGCCGACGCAAUUUCUUAAUGAUACCGCUAGUGCGAGGAUUUGGUAUCAGCCAGGCGAUUUCUUCAAUGUUACGAAGCUUUGGGAGAGGGUCGCGGGGGUAGCGUGGGGAAAGGAUGGCGGGUUGGAUGAGGGUGCCGUUGUGAGGGGGAGUAUGACAGGGAGGGAGCAGCAGACGGGGAGGGGGGAGGCGAAUCCGGGGAGUGAGAGUGAUGGGGGUGGGAAGGAGGAUGAGGAGGAUGCGGCUGUGGGGUUGAGGGCAGGGACGAAAGAGGGCAGGAAAUGGAUAGCCUACUACUUCUAUUGGGCUAUCCUUUUUCCCUAA
Molecule: messenger RNA, 2346 nt
Organism: Pyrenophora tritici-repentis Pt-1C-BFP
Lineage: Eukaryota; Fungi; Ascomycota; Dothideomycetes; Pleosporales; Pleosporaceae
Source: RefSeq, a predicted model, not a curated record